AUGGCUCCGACCACCUACGAGCCAGAGUUCCAGAAGCUUGCCUCGCCCGCCUCCAACUCUCCAAUUUCCGGAAGCGGAACGCCCGUUUCGUUUAGGGCCAACGUUAAUCGGACCAAAACAAAACGAUGGGUGGAAGCUAAGCAAGUUUCUUACGAUGGAGAUGACUGGGGAGACGAUGAUGAAGACGAUUAUGAAGAAGAGCCCCCUCCCGUGCCGCCGACGCACGUGUCGCAAAGGACUGGAAACAUAGCCGGUUUGCCCAGGCCAGCUUUUCCUGCGAUGGAUCGCUCGAGGUCGAUGGAUCACGUUCUCAUGGUGGAUCCGGAUGGAACGAGUGGAAGCCGUAGCCGUUCCGUGGAGGGCAGGCAGUUUGCUGGUCAGCCUCCAGACAGCAAACCAGCGCCUUUUGUUCGUCCGGCCGAUAUCUAUAAACGACUGCGGGAGGAUAGAGCAAGAGAUGGUAUGCCUGUUGCGACCCGUUCAAAUACGGCGCCGAUGGAAUCUUUUCCGACGGUUGCUGCGCAGGGACAAGAAACAAAGGAAGCUUCAAAUGUUGCUUCGAAGAAAUCCCAAAAUGUCCCGAUCAUUGGGCUCCCAGAUGUCAAGCGGUUGUCUGGGCUUAAUACGGACUUUUUGAGCGGGUCUGGAGACAAGAAUAGUAAUACACGGGAUGCCCAGAGUGGAGAACCCCAACAACACCAGUUACAGCAUAAUCCGUCCCUUGGCUUCCGAUCGGCUGUGAACCAAGCAUUUGACGUUCCUGAAACGCCUAGCUCCGCCGACGACAGUGUGGCGCGGUCGAACAGUGCGAGUACAUCGGCGAUCAGUCCCAUAAUACCCAGCCGCGGUCUAAAUGAUGAAAAGACUCCUACGAUUGUUGAAGAACCGGGUGAAAUGACCCCGAAAGAUACGACCGACCGAAACAUUGUAUUCAAACCUGGUCAUCGUCGCGAUUUGAGUGUUCCCAGUCCAGGUAAUAGUCCUUCAAGGAAACCCAAGAUCAUGGACAACGACCGAAUCCCACAGUCGGCGAUGGCGCAGCUUUCUUAUACGACGCCAUCAGAAUCGCUCGAAGACCAAACCUUACCAUAUUUGCGGCAGCCUAAAAGAACGUCUGUACAGCUACCCGCCACGUCUGGAAAAGAUCUGCCGCCUCCGUUGCGCGUCAGCAGCAAUCAGUCGAAUGUACCUGCUGCCUCGGAUAACCCCGACCCUCCUACCGUCAUUGUUCCCUCUAUAAGUGCCGACAACUCGCCACAAGACACAGAAAGUGAUCGGUUGAGGAAAGAAAUUAUCCGUUCGCUAAGCCGUGAGAACACGCCGUCAGACGAACCGGAGCUAGGGUCUCGACCACAGACUCGUGGUGGGGACAGUCUCGUUCCGAGCGAGUACGAAAAAUAUUGGAACAACGAAGCGAAUCGUAGUCCGCAAGAGAAGGCAGACCCUAUGCCCGACUACAACUCUCCCAGUACAAACUCGCCAGGUGUUGCUCUCAACGACACUCCCGUUGGCCCGGCGCCUGCUCCAUGGCAGGGCGAGUCCCAGCCAAAGUUGAAGAAGAAGUUCUCUUGGGAGUCUUCUGAAGAGGAGGAGGCUGAACCUGUAGCGGAUACCCAUGACCAGCCAAUGCAGAAUCCGCCAAUUCCUGGACAGCUUCCACCAGAGCCCGAUUCGCCCCCGAUGAUAACGCAGGAGCCUAACCGUCAGUCUAUGACCGAAAAGCCCAAGUUGAGCAUCAUACCUCCAUCUGCGGGGGAUGAAAGCAGUAUCAUCUCCGGUCGAUAUCUCCCUGAAGUUGUUCCUCAGCCUACGGAGCCGGAUGCCGCGCCGGAGAAUGAGGCACCUCAGCCUCCUGUACCAGUGCCUGCAGCACCAAAUGCCAUGCCUCCUGUUCCUUCAACUGUUUUGGGAUUCCGCGAUAUUCUCGGUAUCAAGUCGUCUGACGAACGAGUGCGACAAUUCGAACGGACUCGGGCUCAGUUCGCAGCAAUCGACACUGGCUUAAACCACUGGAUUCAAGUGACCAUUCACGCCCACCCUGAACAUUCAGAUAUUGUCGGACAGAACCUAAAACUGUCGGCUGGCGCACAAAAACAGCUGGGCAGAAAAUUCCCCAAGCUACCAUCACUGGGCAAACACCCCCAUACCGAAGAUGCCCCUGCAGGCGCUGGACAUGCCCGACGGCCAUCUGCUCCUCUUGGUGCUAUGAUGAACAAGCAGCAAGUGGAACAACGUGGGAAAGAUCUGUUGCAUACUGCUGGCGUUUUGGGUGGUCAAGCGGGUAAAGCCGCCAAGGGCUUCUUUAACCGGGGACGGAGCAAAUUCAAGGGCAAUGAAAAGGUAGAUGCUUAA
Messenger RNA from Aspergillus chevalieri, 2352 nucleotides. RefSeq lists its product as uncharacterized. Lineage: Eukaryota; Fungi; Ascomycota; Eurotiomycetes; Eurotiales; Aspergillaceae. Bases 1 to 2352 code for a protein of 783 amino acids. The transcript has 2 exons. The record is from RefSeq and is a predicted model, not a curated record.